CGAUUUGAUCAUCAUAGAGACAUGAGGCUGGACAUAGACAACAUGAGUUACGAGGAACUCCUAGCGCUGGGUGAAAGGAUUGGGAAUGUCAGCACAGGCGUGUCUGAAGAUUUGAUACCAAAGUGUUUGACAGAAACGAUCUAUUGUUCGUCAGAUCAAAUCCAAGAGGAAGGCACAUGUGUGAUCUGCCUGGAAGAGUACGAGGACAGGGAUGAUGUGGGGGCAUUGAAAACUUGCGGCCAUGAUUACCAUGUGAGCUGCAUCAAAAAGUGGCUGUCAAUGAAAAACUCUUGUCCAAUCUGCAAAGGUUGUGCUCUCCCUGAUAAUAUGAAGUAGAAAUAAUUUAAUCGCAUCACUUGUGCUUCAUUACAUUGGCAUUCUUGUAUAUAUAUUUAGGGAUAAUCCUCAAAAUGGAGGAAGCAGACUUGUUUUGUGUAUUGUAAAGGGAAUGCUAGCCAAUUUCAAUCCAUUUGUUUCAUUUCAGGCUUCCAUUUAAAUAUUGUGAAGCCUUUUUUAAACCCUUAUUAUUUUCAUGGGGCUUUAGUGCAAAGAAUAUUUUAUUUUAUUCA
Prunus mume (Japanese apricot) is the source of this 569-nucleotide messenger RNA. Lineage: Eukaryota; Viridiplantae; Streptophyta; Magnoliopsida; Rosales; Rosaceae. The record is from RefSeq and is a predicted model, not a curated record.